Molecule: messenger RNA, 1708 nt
Organism: Pyricularia oryzae 70-15
Lineage: Eukaryota; Fungi; Ascomycota; Sordariomycetes; Magnaporthales; Pyriculariaceae
Exons: 1
Coding region: 577-1596 (339 amino acids)
Molecular function (GO): hydrolase activity
Source: RefSeq, a predicted model, not a curated record
AUUUGUUCAAUGUCGCUGCGACGGGCGACAGGCGUACACCGUUCAGAUUCUUUCUUCAUUUUCUGACGCCCUUGCAUGCAAAAGGUACCUUGUGCACACCUUGGUAAUUCCCACGAUACCUUGCCUACCACUCUGCAUAACUUUAAUCGUUCCACCUAUCCAAUUGCAUGGGUCUGGUCAACGUUUGAGGCCCCAAGUCCCGCUCUUAUGAUCUUAACUCCCCCGGAAGUUGGUUUAAAAACAACCCUGAACCUGGAUGAAGGCGACCCUCCCCGUCCUUGACAGCUUUUAAACCCCUGGUGUAUAAGGCUGUAGUGACCCAAUAUAUUUUGGACCUUUUCCCAUCCACCCCACUCGCUUUCAUCGCGUUCGACUACAUCUGAUCCAGUUGGCGCUUCGUUUGUUGGCUUGUCCUUCUCGUCCCGUUUCACUGCUUGUUUGUUGUGCCUUGGUCUUAUCUUGUUAUCAUCUCACCCGACUGCGUAGUAAGCAAUCACUACCCGACCAAUUGGCUUAGCACUUUAUAUAUUUGUCCCCGCUGUCUCCUGGUCGAUCUCAUCGCCAAAGUCAACCGCCAUGGACAUUGCAGUCCCCAACAAAAAGCUUAAAAUGGACAGCAGUGAUGCGACCAUCCCCAGUGUGGCGUCACUUCUGGCGAGGAUUGCGGAGCUCGAGCAAGAAUUGGUACAAACGAAGCUGGUCCAUCAGUCACAGGUCUUCAAACCACGCUGUAAUGGCCUUGACAGGAAACCGUCAAGCAUUACAGGUAUGAGAACCGGCGUCACUGGGAUUGGCGUGCAGGACGAAGCCAGCAAGCAGUCUAAUCGAUUGAUCACUCGUCCACAACGUCUUCCCUCUGCCGAAGCCUCCAAAUGCGCCUGGAAUCGCUAUCUCCUCAGAAAGCCGGAGGAAAAUACACAUCCAGCCACCACCAGCGUUGAGGCCGCACUCGAGUGUGCGAGGAAAAACAACCUUGACAUGGAGGAAAUCGACCGUACCAUGUUCUGGAGGCCAUCAUACGAGACCACCAUCUCCUGCGGCUUCGUCGCCGUUGACCUUAAGCACCACCUUGUCUUGAGCAUCUACAAUAAGAAGCUUGGAAUUUACCAGCUACCCAAAGGCAGGACGCAGAUCAACGAAAGUUUUCUCAAGGCUGCCAUGCGAGAGACGAUCGAGGAGUCAGGAGUUGUCGUCACGCCUCUUCCGCUGUUGAAUUGGACCAGGGCGAACCCUGAGGAUGACGGCGAUGCCACUCAAACCAACGGUUCUUCAAGGCAGAAAUCGCCUCCAGUAGUGCAGGCCUGCCCUGACAAACAGGUCGUAUCUGACACCCUCAAUAACGAGUUCAUCGGCGUGGUCGAGUACAUGGACCCCCAGGUCUCUACUCCUAACACGCACAAAUCCAUCUACUACUUUGCAGCCAGCUUCGAUGUUGAAGCUCACGAGGCUGGCACCGAGGGGAAAUGCUACGAGGAAAAGUUCAUACCCUGUGCCUACAGUCUGGAAGACACACUCAAGGUGCUACGGUUCCAGGCCGACCGGGAUGCAGUUACCAAGCUAGUGGAUGACCUUCGGCUGACGAGCAUCGCUUUCUGAUUGCAACUUAUAACUGGGGAUUUGUCGGUCCCCAGAGUCCUCUCGCAUGUGGCAGCUUCUGCUACUUCCACCACCUGUUAUUACCGAACCCGCCAUAAUUUCCUUUUUUAUC